GGGAGGGGCCAGUCCGGGGCGGGGCUGACGGCCGCUCUGGGGCCGGAAGUGGCCUGCUGGCGGAUAAGACGUGGGCGGGGAGUCCUGACACUGUGUCCUGGGCCCUAAGGGCAGCGGCCUGUCUUUAGACUGCGGAAUUCCCUGCUUGCCGUGUUCUCGCCGCCGCAGGCUCCCGUGACGAUGGUACCCCGCCUACUGCUGCGCGCCUGGCCCCGGUGCCCCGCGGUUGGCCCGGGAGCCCCCAGUCGGCGCCUUAGCGCCGCCUCCGAGCCCGACCAGUACCUGCAGCGCAGCAUCGUGCCCACCAUGCACUACCAGGACAGCCUGCCCAGGCUGCCUAUUCCCAAACUUGAAGACACCAUCAGGAGAUACCUCAAUGCACUGAAGCCUCUCUUGGAUGAUGGCCAGUUCAGGAAAACAGAACAAUUUUGCAAGAGUUUUGAAAAUGGGAUUGGAAAAGAACUGCACAAGCAGCUGGUUGCUCAGGACAAACAGAAUAAACAUACAAGCUACAUUUCAGGACCCUGGUUUGAUAUGUACCUAACUGCUCGAGACUCCGUUGUUCUGAACUUUAAUCCAUUUAUUGCUUUCAAUCCUGACCCAAAAUCUGAGUACAAUGACCAGCUCACCCGGGCAACCAACAUGACUGUUUCUGCCAUCCGGUUUCUGAAGACACUGCGGGCUGGCCUUCUGGAGCCAGAAGUGUUCCACUUGAAUCCUGCAAAAAGUGACACUGACACCUUUAAGAGACUCAUAAGCUUUGUGCCUUCCUCUCUGUCCUGGUACGGGGCCUACCUGGUCAAUGCAUAUCCCCUGGAUAUGUCCCAGUAUUUUCGGCUUUUCAAUUCAACUCGUUUACCCAAGCCCAGUCGGGAUGAACUCUUCACUGAUGACAAGGCCAGACACCUCCUGGUCCUAAGAAAAGGAAAUUUUUAUAUCUUUGAUGUCCUGGAUCAAGAUGGGAACAUUGUGAGCCCCUCGGAAAUCCAGGCACAUCUGAAGUACAUUCUCUCAGACGGCAGCCCCGCCCCCGAGUUUCCUUUGGCAUACCUGACCAGUGAGAACCGAGACAUCUGGGCAGAGCUCAGGCAGAAGCUGCUGAGUAGUGGCAAUGAGGAGGGCCUGAGGAAAGUGGACUCUGCUGUGUUCUGCCUCUGCCUAGAUGACUUCCCCAUUAAGGACCUUAUCCACUUGUCCCACAACAUGCUGCAUGGGGAUGGCACUAACCGCUGGUUUGAUAAAUCCUUUAACCUCAUUAUCGCCAAGGAUGGCUCUGCUGCUGUCCACUUUGAGCACUCUUGGGGUGAUGGUGUGGCAGUGCUCAGAUUUUUUAAUGAAGUGUUUAAAGACAGCACUCAGACCCCUGCCAUCACUCCACAGAGCCAGCCAGCCACCACUGACUCUACUGAUGCCGUGCGGAAACUCAACUUCAAGCUGAGUGAUGCCUUAAAGACUGGCAUUACGACUGCUAAGGAAAAGUUUGACGCAACCAUGAAAACGCUCACUAUCGACGGCGUCCAGUUUCAGAGAGGAGGCAAAAAAUUCUUGAAGAAGCAGAAGCUGAGUCCUGACGCGGUGGCCCAGCUGGCCUUCCAGAUGGCCUUCCUGCGGCAGUACGGGAAGACAGUGGCCACUUACGAGUCCUGCAGCACUGCCGCAUUCAAGCACGGCCGCACUGAGACCAUCCGCCCAGCCUCCAUCUAUACGAAGAGGUGCUCUGAGGCCUUUGUCAGGGAGCCCUCCAAGCACAGUGCUGGCGAGCUUCAGCAGAUGAUGGCUGACUGCUCCAAGUACCAUGGACAGCUGACCAAAGAAGCGGCAAUGGGCCAAGGUUUUGACCGACACUUGUUUGUUCUGCGGUACUUGGCAGCAGCCAAAGGUAUCAUCUUGCCCGAGUUCUACCUGGACCCUGCAUACGAGCAGAUAAAUCACAAUGUCCUGUCUACAAGCACUCUAAGCAGCCCAGCGGUGAACCUUGGGGGCUUUGCCCCGGUGGUCUCUGAUGGCUUUGGCAUUGGGUAUGCUGUUCAUGACAACUGGAUAGGCUGCAAUGUGUCUUCCUACCCAGGCCGCAAUGCCCGGGAGUUUCUCCAAUGUGUGGAGAAGGCCUUAGAAGACAUUUUUGAUGCCUUAGAAGGCAAAUCCAUCAAAAGUUAACUUCUGGGCAGAUGAAAAGCUACCGUCACUUCCUCAUCAUGAAAAUUGGGAAGCCAGACAUGGUGGCUCAUGUCUAUAAUUCCAGCACUUUGGGAGGCCAAGGCGGGUGGAUCACUUGAGGUCAGGAAUUUGAGACCAACCUAGCCAACAUGGUGAAACCUCGUCUCUACUAAAAAUACAAAAAU
Messenger RNA from Cebus imitator (Panamanian white-faced capuchin), 2342 nucleotides. RefSeq names its product carnitine palmitoyltransferase 2 (gene CPT2). Bases 181 to 2157 code for a protein of 658 amino acids. The transcript has 5 exons. Gene Ontology annotation, biological process: fatty acid beta-oxidation. The record is from RefSeq and is a predicted model, not a curated record. Gene Ontology annotation, molecular function: carnitine O-palmitoyltransferase activity. Gene Ontology annotation, cellular component: mitochondrion. NCBI's taxonomy places the organism in Eukaryota, Metazoa, Chordata, Mammalia, Primates, Cebidae.